AAACCAAGAUCAAUUUUUGGCAACUUUAGCAACUUUGCUUCCAAACCCAACUGGAAUUAAAAAUAAAAAAAAAAACCACUAUCACACAAACCAAGGACGAGAUCAAUAGUUCCAACUAAAUUGCAAGACAAAAACUGAAGUUAGAAUCAAUGCUGUGAAGGCUGAUUGUUGACCGCUUCUUUCCGCCGAUCCUUCACCCCCACUGUUCGAGGCCGAAAAGGUGCUGCUGCAUGGAUAGUAAACUUAUUCAGCUCGUGCUAGAGAGUUCAUGCUGGUCUAUCUACGCUUUUACUAGUUCGCUGGAGAUGGAGAUGGCAGGCACAUUUUGCCAUGUGGGAUGAACACUGCAGGAUGAUCUGCAGUAGCUAUGGAUUAUGAUGCAUGAGGCCCCAAACCAAGAAUUGGCCCUUCCAAUCCAUGAAAUCCCAGUCCCUAAGACAAAGAAAGAAAGAAAAAUGAUGUAUCCAUGACACCGAAUGGCAAUCAUCUGAUGAUGAUGAUGAUGAUCAUCGGCAUCAUCAUCAUUGCCAUUCAGCUUUCAGCAUCAUCAUCCGCCACAUCCGCAUCUCCAUUCUCCAACCCCGCAUCAUCCACGUUUUUGCCUACCCCAAGGAAUUACUUGGAACAAUGUGAUUCGUUCCAUCUCCGCAAUCGGAAAACCCUCAUGCUUGGGGUUUUUAACUAGUGGACCGGCUUUAUCCAAGAUCGCAAACCUGGAAGUGUACCAAGCCCAACAGCUUGGGUGAGGAUGAGAUUGGUGAAGUUUCCGCUCCGCCGAACCGAGAGGUUUGGUUGGUUGGGCGAUGUGAUUUGCCGGCGGUGCGGUCGGUGGUUGAUACCCUCGGUUAUGGUGAGUUUAUUGUAUUCAGUAGUAUGUGUGUAGUAGUGUUCAUUAUUCUGGACAAUAUGACUGAAUAGGCAUUCGGUAUUUCCGUGGUAUGCUGUUAUCGUGUUAUGGUUAUCAGAGUGGAUAGACUGGG
Molecule: messenger RNA, 980 nt
Organism: Aspergillus wentii DTO 134E9
Lineage: Eukaryota; Fungi; Ascomycota; Eurotiomycetes; Eurotiales; Aspergillaceae
Exons: 1
Coding region: 467-685 (72 amino acids)
Source: RefSeq, a predicted model, not a curated record